This is a messenger RNA of Phyllopteryx taeniolatus (common seadragon), 4329 nucleotides long. Its product is annotated as zinc finger protein 84-like. Gene Ontology annotation, biological process: negative regulation of transcription by RNA polymerase II; regulation of cytokine production; regulation of immune system process. The coding region runs from base 137 to 2983 and encodes 948 amino acids. The transcript is spliced from 3 exons. Lineage: Eukaryota; Metazoa; Chordata; Actinopteri; Syngnathiformes; Syngnathidae. The record is from RefSeq and is a predicted model, not a curated record. Gene Ontology annotation, molecular function: RNA polymerase II cis-regulatory region sequence-specific DNA binding; DNA-binding transcription factor activity.
GUGAAAAGUUUACCCCAGUCAUACGGUUGCGAUUAAAACUGUAAAAUUACGACAAAUUUUACAGUUUUAUUCGCAACCGUAGGCACCACAAUGUACCGGCAACCUUGUUCUUUCUGAUUUCUCACCGUCCGCACACAUGGAACGCGUUAACGACUUUGCCCCUCCUAGCCUAGCUUCACCCAAGGCACGCAGCUCAAUAGAAAGUGUGUCGCAUCUACCUACGCUCAUCUAUGAGCGAGCGGGCCCAACUUGUACUAAAAUAAACGCCGAGGUUAGCAACAGGUUGCUUGUUCACCAGCGCGAUCGUGUAAACAUGUGUAAAGUCAACAUGUUGAGGGAAUUGAUGAAGGAGCGACUAAACGUGGCCACCGAAGAGAUCUUUGAGCUAUUUGAGAAAACUAUUGCAGACUACGAGGAGAAACUUCGUCGAAGCAAAGAGGAGAACGAGCGACGGCAACGCGAACUAGUGAAUGCCCUCGUCGAGCUUCGUAGUCUACUGCACAAAGAAGAUAUGCAGCGGGAGCGUCAAGGAGAGGUUCCCUCUGAGCCGCAGGAAGACCCAGCAGCGCCCCUUCUCAUUAAAGAGGAAGAGGAAGAGGACGACAACUUUCCAGAGCUAGUGGAGCACAAUCAAAGUGAGGAGAACGGCGGCUCAGGUCAACAUGUGAAAAUGGAAACGGAAGGAGAACACUGUAAAGACCUCCAAUCUGAACCAGACAGCCUCUUUGCUCCGCUCUCGGAUAUGGACGACAUCAUGUCAGACUCCUCUGAGACUUAUCACAGCGAUGAAGUGGAAGAACCUGUGGAGACGAAUAAGGACUGUGAAGGUGACACGGCGCAUCGUGAUGACGAAGAACCUGUGGAGACGGAGAGGAACUGUGAAUUGAACUGCUCUCAAUGUGAGAAGGUAUUUCAAAGCAAAAGCAGUUUGAAAACUCCUACGGUAGCACACACGGGAGACAAACCUUUUACUUGGUCGAAUAAAAGGUACACCUUGAGGCAUUUUAGAAAAUGUACAGGGGGGAAAGCUCUGACAACAGAAGCCGGUGAAGGCUCACGAGAAGACAAGCCCAAAGAACAUUUGGAGACCACUAAGAACGCUGAAGGUGUUGUGACACGGGACAGUGCCAACAAUGAAUUGAACUGCUCUCUCUGUGAGAAAAUGUUUUACAGCAAAAGAGGUUUGAAACAACACAUGUCAACGCACACGCCCAACAAACCUUUUCCUUGCUUAGUUUGUGAUAAAAGAUUCUCCUGGAAGCAUCACGUGAAGAGACACAUGGCAAUACAUACACGGGAGAAAGCUUUGACCACCGAAGCUGAUGGAGCAUCAAAAGCUCCUCCGCUGUCAGAUACCAAGCGCACCACAAAACCUUCACGGACCACAAAGGACUCGGAUGCCGACAACCAUCGAUGCUCUCUUUGUCACAAAAACUUUGUCUCCAGUUCAAGUUUGACUUCACACAUGGUAGCACACAGGGGAGAGAAGCCUUUCGCAUGUUCGAUUUGCGAUAGAAGAUUCUCCUUGAAGCAAAAUAUGCUGAGACACGAGAAAAUACACGCGACACAGAAACCUCUUCCCGAAUCAGCUGCUAGGAAAGGUUUCCGGAAUAUGGCGCAACUGUUCUCACUCGCAAAAACAAACAGAAACAGAAAGAAGGCUUUGAAAUCCAGCAGCUCCAGUCAAAGCGUGACAACCAAAGCUGGCGGAGAACACGCUGACUCGGAACCGGACACGGACAACGUGACGCUGAACUCUUCCGACACGGAUCACAGCGAGGACAUUGACGAAUCGUUCAAGACGAAAAAGAAGCCGAAAGGUGACACGACACAUCGCAAUGAUAAGAAAUACAUAAGCUGCUGUCAAUGUGAGAAAAAGUUUGCCACCGAGGACGGUUUAAGAAGACACAAGAAAAUACACACGGGACAGAAAUCUUUUGCUUGCGCGGUUUGCGAUCAAAGAUUCAACGUGAAGGCAAAUAUGCUGAGACAUGAGAAACUACACAAGAGACCAAAGACAUUUACGUGCUCGCUUUGUCGGAGAAGCUUCAGGCAUAGAGGGCGACUGAUAGCUCACAUAAGAGCACACGUCGAUGAGAAGGCUUCCAGUAGCUCAGCAAAAGCUGACGGAGAACACGGCGAUCAACCAGACGUGGACGACGUGACGAUGGACUCUUCUGACACGGAUCACGGCGCCGGCCCCGGAGACCCUCUGAAGACGAAAAAGAAGUCGAAAGACAUGCCGCAGGUGUCGGUGGCGAGUGAGGAAGCGUCCCCCCACAUUAACGGAGCGCGGCACAGCAGUCGCGAUGCGGACACAUUUGGUACGAGGGGAAGAGUGGAGGAGGCGCCACAAUCCGAUAAGGACCACCACUCAGAUUUCGAAAAAGAAAGAUCUGUCGCUUCCACGUCUGGAGGUAAAAGUUUACUCAAGGAAAGAAAGAAGAUAGACAUGAAAGCACGCCGACAUACCGGCAACCAAAUGAAAGUCUUUUUGAACACAAAUAAGAACUCUGACGACAAACAGUGCACUGUAUGCAAGAAAACGUUUGCGACGAGGCCUGUUUUGAAGAGACACAUGACGCAACACACCGGAGAGAAAGCUUUUGCGUGCUCGCGCUGUGACAAAAGAUUCAGUUUAAAGGAAUAUUUGAACAGGCACAUGAUGACACACACUGGCUAUAAAAAACCUUUUACAUGCUCGCUUUGUAAUGUUGGAUUCUUUUUAGAGAGCCAUUUAAAAACACACAUGGAGUCGCACCCUGACAAGAAACAUCUAACAUGUCCAGUUUGUGCUAAAACGUUUGCAAAAAGAUCGUACAUCCCAAAGCACAUGCGAUUACACACCGGGGAGAAACCGUUCCAGUGCAACGUGUGUCAUAAAAGAUUCCAUUUUAAGAACAGGAUUCUACAACACAAAUGUACUGGGAAUGGGGGAAAUAAAAAUGCAGUAAAUAAAGAUGCAGAACGGCUGUCAAACUGAGUUAACGGAACAAGCGUUUAUGUAUAUAUGUACUGGUGCAUCCCGAUAAAUUAGAAUACGGUAGAAAAGUCCAUUUAUUUCAGUACUCGUAUAGAUUUAUUAAAAACUUCGGAAAAUACUUUGCAGAGGGAAAAGUCCUGCCUAGUUUCUACAUUAAAAAUAAUGUCAUUGUUUCUAUUUUAUUUGUAUUUUUUUGUUACAUAAUCAAGUUUUUAGAGAUGGUGAACUUGGGUUUUUUGUUUGCUUUAAGCUAUAAUCAUCAAAAUUAUGGAUAUUAAACAAAUCUUGAAAUAUUUCACUGCGUGGUAUGCAUCUAAGUUUCACUUUUUGAAAUGAACUACCGUAAUUUCUCGUGUAUAAUGCACAUUCCCCCCCACCCCUAAGAAAAUAGUGCGCAUUAUACAUCGGUAUAGGGGAAAAUGAAAAAAAAACUUUCACAUUUUAUAAAUGUAUGCCGCCAUCUAGAGGUUAUGAAAAAGCUGUACACUUUCAUUCCAAUGUCACCGCCACCUAGAGGUUACGAGAAAGGUGUAGCCUACACUAGUCAUUCCAAUAUGACAGGGGUACGUCAGGGGGACUGCAUAUACUGUAUGUACAGUUGUGCUCAGACGUUUACAGGCCUCUGAGGCAAGCCAUAACUACAACGUGGCCUUUGACAAAAAUGAGUUGGACACCCCUGGUCAUAGCGCAUAUCCAGUAUUAAGGAUCAUUUGAACUUAUGGUAACCUGAAGUUAUCCAGCUGUUAUCCCUGAGCCCGCCUUCUUUUGUCGGCUUCAAUUGUUAAUGAGCAGAGCAUGGCUCAAAAUGGAGGCGCACAUGUUUCAGUAUUUUCAUCUUUUUAUUGUUGUUUCAUUUAUGGUCUUUCAUAAUGACAAAUUCAAUCAUAUGUUAGUCUUUUUAAACGCGUAUGUAUGAUCCUCCACAUUAGUGUGCUCAACCUCUGAACCAUCAUACUCCUCUUGCACGUUUAAUGAAACCCACGACCUCCGAACUGUGAGCCAGAUGCGCUAACCAGUUUGUUACCGUGCCAGGCGAGCAACGGCGGCACGGGCAAGUCACACUGAGACAAGUUAUAAAACUCACCUCAUUCAUUCCAAUAUCAAUGUUUAAAGUGACAGAUACUGUACAUGAUACUGUUUUUAUGAACCUUUUAUUCACCAUGUGCUAUGUUGUAAUAUGUACAGUAAAUAUGUAACUAUCCCAUUUGACUGUUUCUUGAAUAUGUAUUCGGUUUUUAUUUUACUCUGCUGUCUGCAGCCAUGUUGGCAUUGCAAAUAAGAAUCUGUUCUCAAGUUCCUUACCCGGGUAAAUGAAGGUUAAAUAAACAUUCAGAAAUAAAAUACAA